This is a messenger RNA of Drosophila elegans, 770 nucleotides long. RefSeq names its product endocuticle structural glycoprotein SgAbd-8 (gene Cpr11B). The record is from RefSeq and is a predicted model, not a curated record. NCBI's taxonomy places the organism in Eukaryota, Metazoa, Arthropoda, Insecta, Diptera, Drosophilidae. The transcript is spliced from 3 exons. Gene Ontology annotation, cellular component: chitin-based extracellular matrix. Gene Ontology annotation, molecular function: structural constituent of chitin-based larval cuticle. The coding region runs from base 98 to 703 and encodes 201 amino acids.
GAGCGUUCCCACAUCGAGAAUUCGCAUCCCAGUUGUAUUCUUUUUGUUUUCUAUUUUUUUUCAAGUGAUCCCUGUGCAAUCUGUGAUUUGUGAGAAAAUGUUGCGACCCAUUUUGACCAUUGCCGUUCUGCUUUUGGGCUUUUCCUCGGCCGUUCUGGCCGGACGUCUUAGCCAGCGGUAUCUGCCCGCUCCGCAGGCCAGUCAGCUGCACUAUCACGGCGUCAGUGGCCAAGGACACGCUCGUCCUGGCGCUGGACAUCCAGGUGGUGCGACGGGCGGCGCUUCCGGCUUCCAGCGCCAGCAGCAGCCCCAAAUUCCGAUCGUGCGGAGCGACUACCAGAGCGACGCCAAUGGCAACUACAACUUCGGCUUCGACACGGGCAAUGGAAUCCAUCGCGAUGAGACCGGGGAGUUCCGUGGAGGAUGGCCCCACGGAUCGUUGGGUGUUCAGGGAUCCUACUCGUACACUGGCGAUGAUGGCAAACAGUACACGGUGAACUAUAAGGCGGAUAAGAACGGAUUCCAUGCCGAAGGUGCCCAUCUUCCUGUUUCUCCAUCCGUUCCCGCCGUUCCAGCUGGUCGCAGUUCUUAUGGCGCUGGUGGUGGUGCUGGCUAUCGAGGAUCGGCAUCGUCGCAUGUCCCUGCUCCUGCUCCAGCUACCAGAUAUUUGCCCCCAGGAUAUCGCCAGCGCAGGCACUACUGAAGGACGUAAUCCAUCUAUUCUAUGUACUGUAAAUUUCAAUAAAUUGAUACUCUUUUUGGAAAUACUC